AUGGAAGAGCUAACGCCUCUGCAGAAGAGCCUUCUAGACAAAUACGCUACUCUUUCUAAGAGCUUACAUGGCUUGGAUGAUAGUAUAAAAAUGUUGCGAGAAGCCAAGGACUCCGAGUCACCAGAACAGGUACUGCGACGGCUGCGUGAAAUCGAGGUGAAAAUAGCAUUGGUGGGGACUUUGUUUAAGGGAAGUGUUUAUUCGCUUGUUUUGCAACGCAACAAAGAAGUUGGAAACUAA
Lachancea mirantina is the source of this 240-nucleotide messenger RNA. NCBI's taxonomy places the organism in Eukaryota, Fungi, Ascomycota, Saccharomycetes, Saccharomycetales, Saccharomycetaceae. The record is from the annotation of a GenBank genome assembly.